CAAACAGUCACUCACUUUCAACAGUUCAACAGAGCGCCGCUUCAAUGAAAGCGCCAGCCUCCAUACAUGUGACGGAGCACGCUUAAAUCCUGCAGGACUGCACCACGAUCCGUACCGUAGCAACACGUAAGCAAACCCGCACCGAGGAUACGCACGCGUGCAUUUAACACAGAGAUUGCGCGUUGACUUGGUUGCUAUUUUUCUCUUCCGUCUUUUCUGGGACCUCGAAUGUCAGUGGAAUAUUACUCUGUUUACCCUUGGAAAAUGUAAAUGCGUUUGUUCAAACUGCUUUAAUUUUGUGUCGUAACGUAAGAGACGUUUUGCAACGGGCUGGAUGUUCACUGUCUGGGGCGUACUGGAAUACAAGCGCGAGUUUCAGGAGUGAACGCGUCCCAAUGAGCGGACAUUCCUCGUGCCAAGCUCGAGACGCUAUCGGAUCUCCUUUGAAGUUCGUGCGCGCGCUGCAGUAGCAAGCUGUUCGUCUGCGCGCACUGCGCCUACAACUCAGAAGCGCGAACAUUUCUGGCUAUAAAGUUGAAUAUAUCGUUUAUAUGCUUUGUUUUCAAUGAAUGUAAUACUCAAUUACAUUGUUUUAUUCAAAAAAUUGCGUUAUGAGGAAAGAAACCAAGUUUAUAUUCGCUGGACGAUGCGAAUAUGAGAUAUUUCUGAGCUUUUCCUUGUGAGCGACCGUUAAUUUCUUUCAGUCAGAAUGUACUUUCAAUAACCGACUAUUUUUUCCCAACUUAAACACGUUUUUAAUUGUGUUUAAUAACGAUGGCCAACGAAAUUCGUUACGACAGUCGUCAUAUCGUGGAGAAAUACAUUAACCAUAAACUUUUAAAGAAAGGGUACGUGUGGAAAUGUCAACCUUCAGCAGAGGAAGAUGACGCGCAUAACGGAACCGAGGACUCCACUCCGAACUCUGACAGGAGAAGGCUUCAGGCUCCCUCAGCCGGCGGGGGUAACAAUGAAUGCCUGCUAGACCACCGGGUCACUCGCACCGACCCCCAUUUGAGACUCUAUCGGGCGUUACGCGAGGCUGGAGAUGAAAUAGAAAGGAUGUACCGUCGGGAAUUUGAAGAGAUGUCCAAUCAGAUGAUAAUCACUCCUAAUGCAGCCCAGCGAAGUUUUAUAGCCGUGUCUGAGGAGCUCUUCAGGGAUGGAGUGAACUGGGGUCGGAUUGUGGCUUUCUUUGAGUUUGGUGGGACCAUGUGCGUGGAGAGCGUUAACCGGGAGAUGGCGUCCCAGGUAGACAAUAUUGCACACUGGAUGACGGACUACCUGAACGGGCCUCUGGAAAACUGGAUCCAGGAAAAUGGUGGUUGGGAUGCCUUUGUGGAGUUGUACAGCCAACCGAGAGACCCCACAUUCCACCCCUUUUCUUACCUAACGAAAGUGCUUGGACUGGCAGCGCUGGGUUUGGCAGGCUUGACCAUCGGAGGAUACUUCGCCCAGAAGUGAUGUCUCUCCCUGGCUCUGCGGAUCUCUUUCCGCUUAUUUAUCUCUUUCUCUGCCUAUCUCUCCUCAGCUUAUCAAAGCAUCUGGGUUCUUCUUAGCCCGUCAACAGUGCUUUCAAAGCUCUAACGCUGAUAUGAUGCUCCUCAAAUCAGAGGUGCUCGCACAUAGAUGACAAUGCGAAGAGUAAAGAACGAUGACACCACGCUUUGAUUCUAACGCUUGUCACUGCCAUGUACAGUUGCACUCACACACAGAGACGGACACAGAAAACGCACGCACACGUAAAGAGCUGCACACGCAUACUUCAUAAGGACUGAAGAAUAUAAACCGUUUGUACAGAUUUUUUAAGAUUGUGCUUUUUUAUAUAAAUUUUUUGCCAUUUUGUAGCAUGAAUCAAAAAAGGAGCGGAGAAAAGUUUGCCGGGGUGAAUGUAAAUAAUUUCUCGCUAUCUGCAUGUUGAGAAAAAACCUCGAGUAAUUCUGCAUGACGUCGUUUUGUACUAGGCCGCCUCCCAUUUUGUGUCGAAUCAGGGUGUUUUUUCUCUCUCCAUUGGAUGUCCUGCCAGAUGGACAGAUGUUGAGCAUUCCUUAUUAAAAAGUUCCUGUUUGAUUUGCUGUCUCUCUGUGUUUGUCGAGGACAAACAUGAUGAGAACUGAACGGCAAAAUCAAGACAAACAGACAUUAUGAUGUUAUCUCACCCAUGCACGGGACACGCCGUUGUCCGACCCCUGCUGAAUGUAAAGACUGUAAAAAAUGUAAAGUUUUGGAAGUUUGACUUCACAAUUUUUUUUGUAUUUCGCUUUUAUUAUUUUGUCGUGUGUAUGUGUAUAUAUGUUUCAGUUCAGUUGUUUCGGUUGUGUUUCAUUAAUCAAGAAUAUGUUAAAGGAAUAGUUCACCCUAAAAACACGGUGCCAUUAUCUACUCAACCUCAUCACGACUGUCCUUAUAAACAUUUUGUAGCUCCAUUU
Messenger RNA from Misgurnus anguillicaudatus (oriental weatherfish), 2426 nucleotides. It is a transcript of the gene bcl2a, whose product is annotated as BCL2 apoptosis regulator a. Gene Ontology annotation, biological process: extrinsic apoptotic signaling pathway in absence of ligand; regulation of apoptotic process; release of cytochrome c from mitochondria. Gene Ontology annotation, molecular function: BH domain binding. The record is from RefSeq and is a predicted model, not a curated record. Gene Ontology annotation, cellular component: mitochondrial outer membrane. Lineage: Eukaryota; Metazoa; Chordata; Actinopteri; Cypriniformes; Cobitidae.